Molecule: messenger RNA, 321 nt
Organism: Phytophthora nicotianae INRA-310
Lineage: Eukaryota; Oomycota; Peronosporomycetes; Peronosporales; Peronosporaceae
Exons: 1
Coding region: 1-321 (106 amino acids)
Cellular component (GO): extracellular region
Source: RefSeq, a predicted model, not a curated record
AUGGUUGGCUCCUUUGUCAUUGCUGAGGAAUGUGCGCCUACCACGCUUAGCUUCGCGCUGCUCCCGCUGGAAUCGGAGUCGAAACUCUGUGCCGCCGACUCGGGAUACAAGCUUUACCCAUUCACGGGUAUGCCGUCGCAGGACGAAGUGAAGGCCUUGUGCAAGAGCAAAGCUUGCAACAAGAUGCUAGAUGAAGCUAGAGACGCCGACAUGCCAGACUGCGACGUGACCGUUAACGGGACGGCAUACAAUAUUCACGAGAGUAUCGAGCUCAUGUUCGCAGAAUGCAAGGUUAUCGACGUUAACAAGCUUUCCACUUAA